UUAAGUAUCUAUACUCUUUUGGAUUUAACUAUUGUUUUCUCGAAGUAUAGGUCACUUAAAUCGGGUCUCUUUCUAAUUAAUCAAACUAAUCAAUUGUUAAAAAAAUCAUCAGCCAUCACCUUCACAGUGGAGUCCGCUGACCGUUGAUGAUUCAAAAUCGCGUGCAAAUUUGAUUCUAAAAGCCCCACCAAUCACAUUUCUUCUGUCAAAUGACACUAAUCUUCUGAUUCCACUCUUCCCAACUUUUCAUUUAAAUACCACAUCAUCUUCCUGACUCUCUCCCCUGAGUCUUCAUCACCGAAAAAACCGAUCCAAACUCACAAGGCUGAGACAAAGAAGGAGUUGCUGUAUUGUUUCACAACCAUCAGAAGCUAGCUGAGCUCCGAUUUUUGACCAAUUGAAAUCUAAACAUUUGACUACAUUGGACUUGUGUUAGACCUACUUAUCCUAACAUUCCUGUCACAACUUUUAGAGUACAAAAAAGUGAACAGCAAAGGAGAUGGAAAACAGGGAGAAAGACUACAAAGCUCAUGCUUUGGCUAUUCCAUUUCAAAGUCCGGGCCACAUAAAUCCUAUGCUUCAGUUAUGUAAGAAAUUCAUACGUAAAGGUCUGAAAACCACACUAGCCAUCACCAAAUUCACCUCCAAAGUUAUGUAUACAAAAUCAGACAAAGUCCACAUUGACAUAAUAUCAGAUGGCUAUGAUGAAGGUGGCUUCUUUGUCGCUGACCCUGUCCCAAUCUCCAUGGCUCGCUUUAAAGAAGUUGGCUCACGAUCAAUCAUUGAACUCAUGACGAAGUAUGAAUCCUUAGGGACUCCAAUUGACUUCAUCGUUUAUGAUUCCUUGCUACCUUUUGUGUUUGAAUUCUGUAAAGAAGUUGGUUUACCCGGAGUGGCUUUCUUGACUCAACAAUGUGGUGUUAACUACAUAAUGCACCAGUUUUAUCAUGGAAAGUUGUCUAAUCCGGUGUCUGAGUUUCCAAUCUCGAUUCAAGGAUUGCCGCCAAUUGAAUCUGCAGAUCUUCCUUAUUUUGGUAGUAAUGUACCAUACCAUUUUGCAUUGGUAGCUGCGCAGUUCUCAAAUAUAACUCAGGCAGAUUGUGUCCUUGUCAACACAUACUAUGAGCUGGAAAAGGAGGUGGUGGAUGAAUUUUCCAAACACUGUCCGGUUCUCACAGUAGGACCAACAGUUCCUACUUUCUACCUGGAUAGAGGAGUUGUAGAUGACAAAGAAUAUGGAGUCCUUUCAACACAGAAUGACCCGUCAACAUGUUUAAAUUGGCUAAGUAGCAAACCAACCAGGUCAGUUGUUUAUGCAUCGUUAAGUAGCGUGGGCUUCGCCAGUUUUGACGAAAAGCAAUUACAGGAACUCGCUUUGGCUUUGAAGAACAGCAAUUACUAUUUCUUAUGGUCUGUCAAAUCUUUUGAGGCUGAAAAGUUGCCAAAAAAUUUUAAAGAAGAAACAUUUGAUAGAGGCCUUCUCGUCCAAUGGACUCCGCAAUUGGAAGUACUAUCGAGUGAGGCAGUAGGAUGCAUUCUUUCACAUUGUGGUUGGAAUUCAACACUCGAAGCCCUGAGCCUAGGAAUGCCAAUAGUGGCAAUGCCACAAUUUGCAGAUCAACAGCCAAAUGCUAAGUUUAUCCAGGAUGUUUGGAAGGUGGGGAUUAGAGUGAAGCAUGAUAAGAAUGGACUUGCGACUAAGGAAGAAAUUGGACGAUGCAUUAAGGAAGUAAUGGAAGGAGAAACAGGCAAAGGAAUAAAGGAAAAUGCUACGAAGUUUUCCAAUUUGGCUAAAGCGGCAGUUAGUGAAGGUGGAAGUUCAGAUACAAAUCUCAAUGACUUUGUAAGCAAGAUAACGAGUUCCUCUUGAUCAUCUUGUUCCUGAGAACCUUAUGUUGAUUGUGUUGUUUGUCUAUCUAAUCUUCACUGACUUGUAUUUCGUGAUAUUAAUUACCAACAAAAUUGAAAUAGCUUU
Coffea arabica (coffee) is the source of this 1975-nucleotide messenger RNA. RefSeq names its product UDP-glycosyltransferase 74F2-like. The record is from RefSeq and is a predicted model, not a curated record. Lineage: Eukaryota; Viridiplantae; Streptophyta; Magnoliopsida; Gentianales; Rubiaceae. Gene Ontology annotation, molecular function: quercetin 3-O-glucosyltransferase activity; quercetin 7-O-glucosyltransferase activity.